AUGAAUCGGCUAUGCCCGACGUGGGAGCGCAGGAAACUAAGCGUGGCAGUUUGCCCCUGGGCAACUAUCACUGGCGCUGAGGAAAACCGGGGCUACAUCUUAGUCACGGCCCAAUUGGUGCUUCUGCGUUGCCAACGCCGACGCCGACGGCGAAGCCGACGCAAAAAAUGCGCAUUUGUUUGUAUGCACUGCUUGCUGAGUGCAUCUGCCUGA
Molecule: messenger RNA, 213 nt
Organism: Protopolystoma xenopodis
Lineage: Eukaryota; Metazoa; Platyhelminthes; Monogenea; Polystomatidea; Polystomatidae
Source: the annotation of a GenBank genome assembly